Messenger RNA from Dacryopinax primogenitus, 2946 nucleotides. RefSeq lists its product as uncharacterized. NCBI's taxonomy places the organism in Eukaryota, Fungi, Basidiomycota, Dacrymycetes, Dacrymycetales, Dacrymycetaceae. The transcript has 14 exons. The record is from RefSeq and is a predicted model, not a curated record. Bases 1 to 2946 code for a protein of 981 amino acids.
AUGAACUCCGGCUCCGAAUACGCCCCCACGAUCACCGACGUCCGUGCACUCUCCCCGCUCGCCGGACUCGCCCUCUCCUCCCAGAUACGCGCCGGCCUCACCCAGCCAAAGGGCAAACGCACCCUCCCCACCGUCCUCCUCUACUCCGGCUCCGGACUGCGGAUAUACGACUCGCUCACGGCGGAGAGUAAGGUGUAUUACCCCUUUAGCGAGGAGGAGGCGCUCCUCACGCACAGGGCGGACGAGAUCGUCAGCCGCAUGGGCUUGCACGCACAAGAGGGCGUCAUGGUCGAGCUUGGCGCUGGCGCAUUGCGCAAGACCUCCCUCCUCCUACGAGCAAUGGCAAAGCUUGCUUCUACUCAAUCGGAAGACACUGUGCCAUUCACCUACUACGCCCUCGACCUGGAGCAGGAGGAACUCGAACGCUGUCUUCGUCUGCUUAUGUCCACCUACGGCCCCGAGCUGAGGGGAAAAGUCGCUGCACACGGCCUUUGGGGAACGUACGAAGGCGGGAUCGAGUUCAUCCGCACGGGGGGCAUCGACCGCUGCCUUGAUGUCCCUAACCAUUGUGGCAAUGAUUCGUCGACUGUGAGAAGCAGCACUCCUCCGCUGUCGACGGCUGGAAGCUCACUGAACGACUCAUCACGACCCUCCACUCCCCCGCUGGCGACUCCUUCCCCCUGCCCUCGUGCUCUGUCUAGCGAGGGCGAGCACCCGCCCCUGCACCUUCUCUUCCUCGGUUCCUCCCUCGGCAACCUCACCCGUCAAGCGGCAGCGCCCUUCCUCGCCAGCCUCCCGCUUCGCCCAGGGAGUAGGGACACCCUUCUCCUCGGGCUGGAUGGGAGAAACGAGCAGUGGCGCGUCGAGUCCGCGUACAGCGCCAAAGACUACUGGACGAACGAGUUCCUCAUGAAUGGAUUGACUAACACUGCGCGCGAGCUGGGCGGACCGGAAUUCGAAAGAGAACGCUGGCAAUAUGUUGGGAGGUACAAUGUGGAGGAAGGUCGGCACGAGGCGUUCUAUAGAGCGAAGAAGGAUAUGCAGGUCGUGCUUCCUGGAACGCCUGAAGAGGGUGAACUCAGCGUGGAUAUCGCGCGUGAUGAGGAGAUCAACAUAGAAUAUUCUUACAAGUACUCGAGUGCGGACGUGGCCACCCUCUUUAGCGCAGCCAACCUGCGCAUCAUCGAAUCGUACCAUUCGCCGAACCUCAACACAGAGACAGGCCAGCCGCUAUACACGCUCUAUCUCCUCGAGCGACCGGCAUUCCAUUUCCCCCUCCUUCCGACCCUCCACCCUUCAGCUGACAGCCAGGCCCUGUUCAAGCGUGUCCCUACCGGCGGCGUACCCACCCUUGACGAGUGGAACGAGCUCUGGAAAGCGUGGGACAUCGCGACGGUAGGCAUGAUUCCCGAGCCGAUGAUGCACCGGAAGCCUAUCGACCUGCGGCACAAGUGUCUCUUCUACCUCGGACAUAUCCCUGCAUUCCUUGAUAUUCAUCUCUCCAGACUCUUCCAGGAACCGCAUACCCAGCCAGAAUAUUUCAAGCACAUCUUUGAGCGUGGAAUUGACCCGAACGUAGAUGACCCGAGCGUAUGUCAUGAUCAUUCCAUAGUGCCUGAGAAGGACGAGGACUGGCCCACGCUCGACCAGAUCCUUGCGUUCCGCGAUGCGGUCCGGAUGCGCGUGGCGCAGCUGUAUGAGCAUAUGGAGACUGGGGAAAAGGCGUGCUUGCGUCGAGUGGGGCGCAUCCUCGCCAUCGUCUUCGAGCAUGAGAUCAUGCACCUCGAGACGUUGCUGUACAUGCUUAUCCAGGCCUCAGGAGAGCCGAAUGGUUCUCUGCCCCCGCCAGGAUUCGCAACCCCUCCCUUCGCCUCCCUCGCCAAGGAGUGGGACGCCUUCCCCCCGCCGUCAAACCCCGUCCCCACCUUCCUUCUCGAAGAGGGCAGUAUCAGCAUAGGCCAUGACGACUUCGAGGCGGAAGAUUAUGCAACAGCCGACGAGAGCUGGAAGGAGACCCACGAGUUUGGCUGGGAUAACGAGACUCCCCGGCGGCUGGUCCGGCAUGGGAGCGUCAGGAUCGAGGUUGCGCCUAUUACGAAUGCGCAGUACCGCGAGUGGUGGGAAGGUUCAGGGCGGACUAUGCCGGCGAGCUGGGUGCUCGUCGACGGGGAGAUACAUGUACGCAGUUCACCCACUCCAAUAGUGCGUGCUCGAACGUUGCACGGCCCUGUCGCUUUCUCCGUCGCGCAACACUGGCCCCUGCAGGCAUCGUACGAUGACAUCGCGGCUUUCGCCGCUUCGAAGGGAGGCCGUAUCCCGAACGAGCUUGAGCUACGGGCUUUCCUUGAUCGUACCGAUGCGGGUGAAGCGGCCAACAUUGGCUUCAAGAACUGGCAUCCGAUCCCGCCGCAAUGGGACUCCAUCGCUCAGAGAGGGCACAAUGGUGGCGUGUGGGAGUGGACCAGCACGGUGAUGGACCGAUACGAGGAGUUCCUCCCCUCUGGCGUCUACCCGGGAUACUCGAACGACUUCAAUGACGGAACGCACCAAGUUGUUCUCGGAGGCUCAUUCGCUACCCAUCCCAGGAUCGCGCAGAGACGCACGUUCAGGAACUUCUGGCAGCAUAAUUAUCCGUAUGCUUGGGUAGGUGCUAGGAUAGCGUAUGAUAUGCCGCAAGAUAUCGACGCUAAACCUGUCGCCUUUGCGGUCGGCACCGACAUCCACGUGGACGGAGCGGUCUUAGGCCAGGAUGAGAGCGAGGGCAAGGCGAAUAUUACUGUUGUGGUUGAUGGGAAUGCAGACGAGAAACUUGAAAGUACACCGAACGUUGCUCCUGUCGUCGGAGUUGGGAUCGGGGAUGUUCUCCGUGCGACCCUCGAUUUCGUAUGGUGGGUGAGCUGCCGGCUGGUACCGGACGCGUUUCGCAAGUUGACUACCAGGGGUUGA